Ctenocephalides felis (cat flea) is the source of this 710-nucleotide messenger RNA. RefSeq names its product integrin alpha-2-like. Gene Ontology annotation, molecular function: integrin binding. Bases 3 to 635 code for a protein of 210 amino acids. The transcript has 4 exons. Gene Ontology annotation, biological process: cell-matrix adhesion; cell adhesion mediated by integrin; integrin-mediated signaling pathway. Lineage: Eukaryota; Metazoa; Arthropoda; Insecta; Siphonaptera; Pulicidae. The record is from RefSeq and is a predicted model, not a curated record. Gene Ontology annotation, cellular component: integrin complex; external side of plasma membrane.
CAAUGGAAAUUAUAUCGUCUUAUAGCCUUUUGCCGGAAUCAAACUAUAGCAGUGUUCUUUUAUAUGGGACUCAAAAUUUUCCUAAUUACGAUGGUUUUUGUACGAAUUGUCCAGUGAUGAGAUUAGGUUCUAAGACUCGAGCUUCUGCCACAAUAUCUUUCGCUUCUAACUGUGGAAAUGACGGACAAUGUACAUCGGAUUUACAUGUUGACGUUAAAUUUAAUGGUACAACCAAAAUGGUAUACAUUCUGGGCUCAGAUAAAACAUUGCAAUUGGAAGUUGAAGUCCACAAUAAAGGUGAAUCUGCUUACUCGACUCAACUGCAUGUUAAAAUACCAAAACCUGUUGAUUUAGAAAGCAUUCCGUCCAGUUGCCAACAAGAUGAUGACGCUGGAGAAUAUAAUAUAGCGAUUACUUGCUUCGUAGCAAACCCUCUAUAUAAUGAUAAAAGGUAUUUCUUCACUCUUCCUCUGGAUAUGAGCAAAGUAGGCUUAUUAGAAGACUAUGACAUGACAGACAACGAAUUAUUAUUCAACGUGGCUGCGACUACAAUUAGUAGUAACAUCGAAAAAAAUAAUAUUAAAGAUAUAGCUAUACAGUUGAAAAAUGAAUUCGAUAUUACGGUUACUGGGUAAGAUAAAUAAUUUUAUAAUUACUGAAAGGCUUUUAACAAUGUUCAUUAAAUGUAAUUUGUUACUCCAUAGUAAAAC